Hermetia illucens (black soldier fly) is the source of this 3352-nucleotide messenger RNA. Its product is annotated as probable cationic amino acid transporter. The record is from RefSeq and is a predicted model, not a curated record. The transcript is spliced from 13 exons. Gene Ontology annotation, biological process: transmembrane transport; amino acid transport. Gene Ontology annotation, cellular component: plasma membrane. Lineage: Eukaryota; Metazoa; Arthropoda; Insecta; Diptera; Stratiomyidae. Gene Ontology annotation, molecular function: amino acid transmembrane transporter activity. Bases 590 to 2983 code for a protein of 797 amino acids.
CCAUCCUGUCCUUGUCUGCUUCCUUUGCUUUCAUUUUCGAAUUAUCAAAUAGAAAAUGGCGCCGGUUAAAGUAAUCCACACAUCUGGUCGUGUUUAAAUUUUGCAAGUUGAUCGCCUUUCAACCUAAACCCAUCCAUCGCAACCUUUGUAAAGGUUUUUUGAAGAGCAGUCUGCGAAGAGGCGCAUUUGAAUCGGAUGGGGAAAUUUUUGCAGACGAGAUCGCGAAAUAAGAAAUGUAAAUGGAUUUUACAUUUUAGUAGCGCGACAAGUGAUUGGUGUGAGUGCGAAUGAAAUUUAGUUUCGGUGCUGUAUUUGAUGUUUAAUAGUGAGUGCAGCUUUUCUCGCUAUAGAUUAAUGCUGGAAGAAAUACUCAGCAGCGCAGCGGAAAAAAAUAAAGGGAUCCCGUUAUCAGUAAAAAGAAAUAGUGCUCGACCUGGGAGUGGAAAUCGCCUUAUUCUAGGUGCUUUGACUGAGAAAGGAAAUUAGUGAGUAGCAGGAUCUUAUUGAUUAAGUCGUAGUGGAACUCUCUCAGGACGCUUGUUUCGCACCAAAUAUAUAAUUCACAAUCGUCGAAAAAUAAACAGAAAUCAUGAAGCUGCCCUUUCCUAUGCCUCGAGUUGGAUCUGGAGUAACACUUUUUUCAAAACUUGUCCGGACGAAAGACUUAAGAACACUUCAAGGAGACGAUCCACGAAGUGCAAAACCUAAGCUCACGAAAUGUUUAACGACUUUGGAUUUAACAUCUCUUGGUAUUGGAUCUUGCUGUGGCACUGGGAUGUAUCUAGUUGCCGGUAUGGUGGCGAAAAAUAUUGCCGGGCCGGGAGUAGUUUUCAGCUUUUUUAUAGCUGCUGUUGCAAGUAUAUUCUCAGGUGCAUGUUAUGCUGAAUUCGGAGUCCGGGUACCGCAUACAUCUGGCUCGGCAUAUAUGUAUUCAUAUGUAACUGUUGGAGAGUUCGUUGCAUUCGUAAUAGGAUGGAACAUGAUUCUUGAGUAUUUGAUAGGAACAAGUGCGUGCGCUUGUGCAUUGAGCGCUAGUUUUGAUUCAUUAUCUGGGGGAGCUAUAGGACGCAGUAUCGAGGCAUCAGUUGGCACAAUAUUUGGUCGUCCACCUGAUUUCAUUGCUUUCUCUAUAACAUUGCUGAUGACUUUUGUAUUGGCCUUGGGGGCUAGUAAGUCAGUUCUUUUCAACAAUACCUUGAACACUGUGAAUUUGGCAUCGUGGGUUUUUAUAAUGAGUGCCGGUCUUUUUUAUGUGGAUACGACUACAUGGACUGAGCAUCAAGGAUUCUUACCGUACGGCUGGAGUGGAGUUUUUACAGGGGCCGCUACCUGCUUUUACGCAUUCAUUGGUUUUGACAUAAUCGCAACCACGGGUGAAGAAGCUCACAGCCCUCAGAAAAGUAUUCCGAAAGCUAUAGUUGGUUCGCUUAUUAUAGUUUUGAUUGCAUAUGUUUCAAGCAGUUUCAUAUUAACAUUGAUAGUUCCAUACGAUCACGUUGACAGUGGAUCGGCACUUGUUCAAAUGUGGACGUACGUAGGGGCUCCGAAAUGUCGAGCAGUUGUCGCAAUAGGAGCUACGGCGGGACUAUCAGUGGCAAUGUUUGGUUCAAUGUUCCCGAUGCCUCGAGUAAUAUAUGCUAUGGCAAAUGAUGGAUUAGUAUUUAGACAGCUUUCUCAUUUGUGGGGGAGAACAAAUGCACCUGGACUUGCUACGAUUGGGAGUGGAUUGGCGGCUGCGCUUGUUGCCUUAACCGUUCGACUUGAAAUUCUCGUAGAAAUGAUGUCUAUCGGGACUCUACUGGCUUAUACAUUAGUGUCGACUUGUGUCCUUGUAUUACGAUAUCAGCCUCAUAGUACCUCAUUAGUGGAUUUAUUGCCAGUGCAGUUGAGAACGCCGCAACCACCAAGCACCCCGGAUCCAUCAGCUAUAACUACUGAAGUGUUGACAAAGAACAAUUUCACUGUGAAACGUGUAACGCGAGGCUCUCCAGACUCGGAUGAUUCCUUCAUUGAUGAUAGUCCCGAGGGGUAUUUAGGUCGGGAUGAUCAAUUUCUUGUAUCAGACCGCUCAGAAAAUAAAUUCUAUGGGAGUGUUCACGGCGCACCGACAGGACCUACAGGAAGUGCCACAGCAUUUGACACAAUCGGGCUAAGCCUGAUUGGUCGGAAAUUUCAAGAAUAUGCAUAUCUAUGCCCGGGUUUAUUCCCAUGGGUAAAUCCCGGACCAGCAACAAAUGAGAGUGGGAUGUACGUAACCAAGUUAGUAGGCAUCUUGUACAUAUUCGUUUUCUUUUUGGAUCUAUUCGCUGCUGUUGGGUGGACCGGUUCAUUUGCUGGAUUUGUAUUUUCAUGUUUAGUGAUAGGUAUAAUUGUGAUAUUACUAAUAAUAUCGCGCCAGCCGCAAAACAGAUAUGCACUGGCGUUCUUGACACCAGGUCUACCAUUUAUUCCGGCAAUAGCAAUUACUGUUAACUUAUAUUUGAUCUUUAAAUUAAGCAUUUUAACUUUAGUAAGAUUUACAAUAUGGAUGACGCUAGGACUUAUAAUGUAUUUUUAUUAUGGAAUAACACACAGCACUCUUGAGAAUCCAACGGAAGAAAUUGAGUUAACUAUUGAUGAAACGUAUGGAAAGCAACAAAUUAAAGAAAAUGAACAAACCGCCGUGUGGGAUCAACAUGGCUAUGAAAAUCGAAUGGCAGACGAAAGUUGGACUCAGCCAAAUCACUGUGCAAGUAAUUGGGAUUCUAUUGAUAUUAACAAAGCGUGGGGAGAUUUAUCGACUGCUGGAAAACCAAAUAAUAUGAUGCCGUCAAUUCGUCUUCAAAAGACUGCAAAUACACGGCAAACGCAACCAAAAGAGAAGGAUAAGCAUUCUAGCAAAGCAAGUAAUCAACUGCGGCAAGAGAAAGUGCAAUCUGAAGUGAAGAAAGAAGGAUUUAGUGUGUUUGUUGAUGAAUCACAAUUCCCGACAUGGGACGAUUAAGGACACUAAAUAAUACUCUUGAAGACUUCUCAAAUAACUUUCAUAAAAGCAAUCAUCAUUUAGUCGAAUAUAAUAGUCGAUUUCCGAUAGAGAAGAAUAGGACAUAUAAUCUCUCAUAUACAGAAAUAAGUCAUCCAAAUAUCAAAUUCCACUCUCGUUACCUUCUGGUCAUAUUGAAUAUAUGCAAUUUUGUUUUCCAAAAACAAAAUUAAUGUACGUCUAUCCUUAUCUUAUCUUCAGUGUAAAGUAAUCAUUGAUGAAAAAUUGUAUAUUUAGAUAGUUCCAUAAUUAAAUUUGUUUUAUCAUUGGGGGUAUGAAGAUUGUAAUGUUAGGGUAAACAUGAUAAGCAUUUAAUAUUCACUACCAGUA